AUGACCUUCACGCAGACCGGUUUAUGGGUCGUAUUGUUCGGCAUGUACUUCUUCAUCAUAUCCUCCCAGAUGAUGGUCCUGAUCCCAGAAAUGUGUGGACAGCGGUUCUGUUUGGCCAACGCCAUUCUUGUACACUGGUUUGCGCUUAUGAGUGUGGCGUGGACAGUGGUGCAGACAGUACGAAUCGUGCAGCUAACACGCUACCCUGAAGAAUACGGCAGGCGGGAGCCCAUUCCUGGUGACACGUAUGGCGGCUUCCGGAUCCGAGCUUGGCUGGCAGCCACAGUUCUUCCCUGUCUGUUUCCAUUUCUCGCUUCCAUGCCGCAUUUUUCUGAUACUCUCGCAACAAUCGUUGGUGGUUAUGGUUACGGAAAUCAUGAGAAAUGGUGCUGGUUAGACGGCGAUCAUUCGUGGAUUCCAUGGGUGACCUUUAUUACACCCCUAUCUAUCGCAGGGGUACUAAACAUAUCCGCUGUAUUAUUUUACGCUUUUACCUCCAAGAAGCGUCAGAAAAAACUGUCAAUCCCAUAUACACGCGCCGCCGCGCAACCGGAUACUGUUAAACAAAAAGUCCAUGGGAUCAUCAUAACCACGGGACUAAUGGGAUUGAUCUGGUUGGGCUUGUGGUUGGCGCUUUUAUCCUGCUACGUCGAUGAAAUUCUUCAGUAUGUCUUUGUUCUACUGCUGACGGUGGCCUGCGGAUCGCAGGCCGUUUAUAUCAUUAUCUUCCAAGCAAUUAUUCCGGAAAAGCGAAAGAAACGUUCAGUGCGCUCUUUCUCGAGUCUGAGCGGCACUAUAUCAGCGCAGCUGCACGACACCACUGCGCCGAUUCUCAUUGGGCGUCCUGACAAAGAUUAUUUUCUGGAGUUAUUAGUUCACCAUUAUCGCGAUGACUCUCCCGAUUUCAUCCCAAAAUGGCAGAUUUGGGGUAGCAAGAGAGAUUACGCGGGGUUUCUUGGUUCAAACCUAUGGAUCUAUGUGGUCGCGGAAUACGCUACUGAUUCUCAAUUUGCACUGACAUUCCAAGCGCAUCAUGGCGAUACCUGCAACCGCACAUCCAUCGAUCUCGACAAUAUAGUCACAGAGGCUGCAGUUCCGGCUGCUUGCCCAUUCGAUGAAUCGGAAAUUUUUAUCGUAACUUCCACCGCUGCCGUUGUUGACAACGCAACAGAAGAAAUUCCUGCAUCUACUAUUCCACCAACGUCCAUUACCAUUGGUCCCAUCACAUCAUCCAGCACCAUUACCGAGGAUACCACGACAACUACUCCUGACCUCACCACAUCAUCCAGCACCAUUACCGAGGAUACCACGACAACUACUCCUGACCUCACCACAUCAUCCAGCAUCAUUACCGAGGAUACCACGACAACUACUCCUGACCUCACCACAUCAUCCAGCAUCAUUACCGAGGAUACCACGACAACUACUCCUGACCUCACCACAACAUCCAGCACCAUUACCGAGGAUGCCACAACAUUUACUCCUGUUCCCACCACAACACCCACCACCGUUACCGAAGAUCCAGCCACCUCACCCGGCCCUUUCUUGGAUGGAGCAAGUGGCGUAAUACAAUCAGUACUCAGCGCUGAACUAAAAAAUGUUACCAACAAAGAAAGCUACGCGAAUGAAACCGAGUACUACGUUCAUUCGGCUGACAAUGUUUUAAAUACCCUCAAAAGCGGUGUUAGUAAUGGAAGCAGAAAACUCAGUUUCGAAGACAUCGUUGCAACGUCCAAGUUUUUUGAGGAAUUAGCGGGAACAAAUGUAACUGCUGAUCUACCAGAGGGGGCUCAGAAGGAUGCCAUAAAAACUCUCCUCCAGAUUACAGAUGAAAUUGUAAGUGCUGAAGAAUCUGGUAAGUUAGCCACAUCAGUGGUAGGCGACGGGGGUCAGGAUGCUGCAGCGGCUAUCUACGAAGCACUAGAGGACAUGUACAAUAGCUUACCUCCUGCGGAGGAACCCUACGUGUUUAAUGAUACUACUUGCGUGGCUUUUGUGAAUGUGGUGGAAAUCAACGGUUCUUCGCGGUUCGACGAUCUGAAGUUUCGCACCACCAUGGAUAUCACCGGUUUUGGUCAAGGAACAUUGACUUUGGGUGACGAUAACGAGAAUGCCACUUCCGUGGCAACGAUUGCGUUCAAAGAAGACGUGCUAAGAGAAGCCUUUGAAGAACUGAAACAAACGGCCAAUGAAACAAGCGCGAAAUUCGCAUUCUCAUUGUCAGCUAUGCCGGCAUUUAAGUUCGCCCGCUCUAUUCCGUUGAACGAAGUUCGGGAGAGGUCAAGCCCUUUAGUCCUUUUGGCAUCUGUAGGGAUUAGUCUUAAGCGAAAAGACGUUAUCACCAUUCGGCACAAUAUCGACCAGUUGUUUAAUUAUCCAUCAGGGGCCAAAAGACAUCACGAAUGCAUUUUCCUGGACUAUACGUCUAAAAAAUGGGAGAAAGACGGAUGCAGAUUGUCAGCUAAAUACCCGAAGUGGGAUAGCACGAUUGUGGAAUGCACGUGUGACCAUUUAACGCCCUUCUCCUUGUUAUUGACUUUAUGCGGCAGUCUGUCGAAUUCUUUUGCACCAAACGACGAGUCGUUCACCUUUGAUUUGGUUGUUGUGACCCUAGGGACGACGAUUGUCUCGGCUGUCUGCUGCCUGAUUGCUUUGAUUACCAUAAUAAUGAAAGCUUGGCGAAGAAAAGUCAUCUUUGACGAAAUGACCUUCACGCAGACCGGUCUAUGGAUUGUUCUGUUUGGAAUGUAUUUCUUCAUCAUCUCCUCCCAAAUGAUGGUUUUGAUCCCAGAAAUGUGUGGACAGAAAUUCUGUUUAGCUAACGCCAUUCUUGUACACUGGUUCGCACUGAUGAGUGUCGCGUGGACUGUAGUGCAGACAGUGCGUAUCCUGCGGCUGACGCGCUACCCGGAAGAAUAUGGCCGGGAAUACAUUCCUGGGAGCAGUUACCGUAUUUUCCGAAUCAAGGCCUGGUUGAUAGCGACAGCUAUUCCCUGCGUGUUUCCUUUUCUGGCCUCCUUGCCGCAUUUGUCUGAGAACUUCGCACUAUUCGUUGGUGGUUACGGUUACGCAAACCACGAAAAAUGGUGCUGGCUGGACGGCGAUCACUCGUGGAUUCCAUGGGUGACCUUUAUCGCGCCACUAUCUACUGCAGGGAUACUCAACGUAUCGGCCGUGGUGUUCUACGUUUUUACCACAAAAAAGCGCCAGAAAGAACUGUCAAUACCUUAUAAGCGCGCCAUCACGCAUGCGGAUCCUGUCAGGCGGAAAGUGCAUGGGAUAAUCAUAACUACCGGCUUGAUGGGAUUGAUCUGGUUGUGUUUGUGGCUGGCGCUGUUGUCCUGCUACGUUCAUGAAACUGUGCAGUACGUUUUUGUUCUACUGCUGACCGUGGCCUGUGGAUCGCAGGCCGUUUACAUCAUCAUUUUCCAAGCCAUUAUUCCGGAGAGGCGACCGAAACGAUCAUUACGUUCAUUCUCCAGUUUGAGCGGUACACUAUCAGGCAUCAGCACAGUACCCCAAAGUGACCAUGCGCCGGUCGAACACGUGGAACGCGGACUUUGUGACCUGUGGGUUCUUUGCUGCUGUUUUCGUUGCACCUAA
Messenger RNA from Paramacrobiotus metropolitanus, 3603 nucleotides. RefSeq names its product adhesion G protein-coupled receptor L3-like. Lineage: Eukaryota; Metazoa; Tardigrada; Eutardigrada; Parachela; Macrobiotidae. The record is from RefSeq and is a predicted model, not a curated record. Gene Ontology annotation, cellular component: membrane. The transcript is spliced from 13 exons. Gene Ontology annotation, molecular function: G protein-coupled receptor activity. Gene Ontology annotation, biological process: cell surface receptor signaling pathway; adenylate cyclase-activating G protein-coupled receptor signaling pathway. Bases 1 to 3603 code for a protein of 1200 amino acids.